Molecule: messenger RNA, 2886 nt
Organism: Adineta ricciae
Lineage: Eukaryota; Metazoa; Rotifera; Eurotatoria; Adinetida; Adinetidae
Source: the annotation of a GenBank genome assembly
AUGACAAGCAAACCAUCUCCGUUUGGUUUAUACAAAACGUUCAUUGAUGUUUACAUGAAAAGUCACCCCGAAGUGGCGAAAUUUCUGUGUCAUUACAAUGCACUGGUUGAAUGGGAUCGAAUCAAGCAUGAUCACGAACUGAUUAAAUCAAAAAUCGAAAGUUAUGUGGAAAUCUCGAACAAGAUUCAUGCAGUUCAAAACGAAACUUCAACGAACACUGCUCGAAAACGAACAAUUUCAUCCGAUGAUGAAACAGAUAUUCACGAUCCGUUGUACGAUCCGAACGCUGUCGUGCCUGUCGAACCAACAUUUUCCAAACGUACCGUAACCAAACCUUCAACAGAAGAAGAAGAAGAUCCAAGCAAACCGUGGGUGAUUCGCGGCCUGGAAAAGGCGAAAGCUCGUAUCGACGCUCACCUUGCCAAAAUUGAAGCGAAACGUCUCGCCAAACAAAAUCGAGUGAAAGCACCUGUUCAAGAAGCACUUGUUGAAGAAAUCAAACAAAUCUCUGACAAUAUAGCGAAUCUAAUUCAAGUGAAAAACAUGGGCUUAUCAACGGAGGAAACCAAUCAUACAUUGAAGAAAUUAAUUCGACAGAAAAAAGAACGUUCGACUGAGUUGAGUCUUCUACGUUCGAAACAAAGAGCUGGCUUACGUUAUCGUCAACGGCGAAAGAAACGUCUGGAGAGUUUAUGUAAUACCGAUCCUGAAGUGGCAACUGAGCUUUUGAAACUCUAUAAAGCAUCGACGAUCUCAGUGCAUUCGAUUGAUAACGUUUCAUCGGACUUAUUACAAACUUUGGAAGAAAUCGCGCGAAUCGGUGGAGUAUCAGAUCAAACUCCUGGUAAUACACCUCAACUGUGCACAACACUAGACGAGUUACGAGAUAAGAUUCGAACACGAAGUUAUGAAAUUCGACGAUCGUCAACUUAUUAUCGUUUGAUUCCCUCUGGUGCUUUUUCCGAAGAUGGAAAAAAACAUGUUAUUUCAACUGCUGUUCGUCUACGACAACUCGAAGGCAUCGAAUUAACGAAACAUCCAGAUUAUCAUUUUGUUUGUGCAACAUUGAAGCAUAUCAAAGAUCUAGCAGCAACAUUUGGAAAUGAUUGCGUGUUUUAUCUUAUUCAAGACAACAAAGCAUCUGUACGAAUCGGUCGACCGGCAGCAAGAGGGCAAUCGCCGUUGAUCUUGCAUUUAGAUUAUCAGAUGAGUACAGUUAAUUCAACACCAAUACCGCAUACAAUUCCACAUCAAUUAAAACCCACAGUUUACGCUUCGUGUAUUAUCGAUGAAGUCGGUGUUGUCACUGAUGCUGGUCCUACUUAUGUGUCAAUUCGUUCAGCUAAACAUGAUCGAAUGAGCAUCAAUUGUGAAGAAGUCGAUUUCGAACAGGUCGUCAAACUGAAAGAAUUCGAAAAAACAGCUCGAAAUCAUAUCGGUGAAGUGAAACCAAUUAUCAUCAUGAACGUGGACAACAUUGAUCCGAUGAAUUACACACGUUUUUCCAGAACUCUUUAUUCAUCAAUACAAAAGUUCAAAAAGUACAACUUAGAUGUAUUCAUCCUUGUUACACAAACACCAGGUCAGGCUAUAUUCGCUGGUUGCGAACGACGUCUAGCACUUCUGUCACACGAUUUAUCAGGUUUAGUUUUACCGCACAACCAUUAUGGUACACAUUUGAAUAUUAGCGGUAUAACGGUCGAUGCUGAACUGGAAAAGAUGAACUUUAAACGAACCGGUGACGUUCUUGCUGAAAUUUGGAAUAUGAAUAUGAUCGACCAACAUCCUGUAGUCGCAGAAUACGUGGAUCCACCAUCAACAGCGGAUGAUAUGGUUCGAUUUAUUGAUGCACAAUUCACUCUAGAUUGCAUCAUUAAUCAAAUCUGUGAUGAAGACGAAGAAGUUCCACUACAUCAGCGUAUUACACGUUCGCGACCAGCUGUUUACCCUGAGACAAUUGCAGAUACCAAACCUAAUCCAAUCUACAAUAUUGACGAAUAUUGGUGUGCCACGCAUGUUUUUCAAACGCAAUAUACGAUUCAAAUCAUUCGUUGUACCAAACCAGAAUGUUGUGGUCCAUGGCGUUCGAAUUACAUUGAAGUAUUUCCUCAUCGAUUUCUUCCACCGCCUGUACCGUUUCAUCGUUCAUCACGUGGCGUUCGUUUAGCUGGAAUCGAAACAUCGUUUGCUGAUCAAAAAUGUACAUCACCUUAUUACGGAACGUUAUUUCAACGCAUACAAUUUCAUGGUAUCGUCGUUCGAGGAACAGAAAAACCUCUGUUACCAUUCGAUGCUUUCUGUCCAUCGAUUCAAACUAAACUUCAAUCGCGUACGUGUACGAUUUGCAAACAAUACAUUCCGUCAGUAAUACGUUUACGCAAUCAUUAUCGUGUACAUCAACAACGUUACGGAUUGAAGUAUACGGAUUUGAAGAGUAAAGACGACGAACUUUUCGAUACUGAUGACGAUAUUGUUGAUCCAAAUGAUUUGCCAAUCGCACAAAUGAAUAUGAGUCUGAAUGGCGUUUGUCUUUUUCCGGAUAUGAAAGAUUGGUUACGAUCCGAUUUUGAAGAAAAUCCAGUCGUCGAACCGAAACCAAAAUCGACCGCGGCGAAUGCCUCGGCGGCGAUUCGUAGAGAAAAACAACUAGAAGCUGAAGCGGCAGCAGCUAUUGCAGAUAGUUCAUCAAUUGUCGAAAAGUAUAAAAAUGACUCAAAAACGACAAUUUUAGUUGAAAAUACUCUUCCGACCAACGAUAAUGAAGCUGUAACAGAAAUAAAAGUUGAGAGUGAAGAUGUUUCUGAUGCAAUUCAACAAUUAAAUAUGAUUGAUGACAACAUUAGUGAUAGUUACGACGAUCUUAGUGAUCUUAUUGAAAAAAUUUAA